Hyalella azteca is the source of this 5266-nucleotide messenger RNA. RefSeq lists its product as uncharacterized. The record is from RefSeq and is a predicted model, not a curated record. The transcript has 6 exons. Gene Ontology annotation, molecular function: 2',3'-cyclic-nucleotide 3'-phosphodiesterase activity. Gene Ontology annotation, biological process: cyclic nucleotide catabolic process. Gene Ontology annotation, cellular component: cytoplasm; membrane. Bases 78 to 4052 code for a protein of 1324 amino acids. NCBI's taxonomy places the organism in Eukaryota, Metazoa, Arthropoda, Malacostraca, Amphipoda, Hyalellidae.
CGGGCAGUGGAAAACGCCAAACAGUGGUUGGCGUUGUUGUUCGGUUGCAGUUGGAUGAAACUGAAGUCUGUAUCAGCAUGGGGCAAGGAACAAGCAAGCCAUCCUCAAAGACGCAAAAUGCCAAAAGUAAGAAAAGUUCAUCUGCAGAAGUAGCCUUGGCUCAAACAGCUUGUUCAUCUGUUGAAGCCACUCCCUCCUCAUUCAAGGAUGCUACAUCCCCAACACUGAGCAACAAAUUACUGAACUAUUUCUCUCCCAAACCUGAAGUGACAGCUUCUGGUACAGCUACUUCUCCUCUUCCACCAUCAUGUAGUUCUCUUGCCAGGGGCUUCAGAGAUGAACUUGGUAAAAUAUCUCCUGCUCUGCAACGCCGGGUGAGCUCGUCAUUCUUCUUAGGCAAAAUGCUGAUAUCUCCCAGGCGUCCUUUGCGUGAGGAUGGAGAGAUCCAGUCACCAUCAGAAUUAGAUGGGAGCAGCAAUAAGAUUCUGUCAGGAAAUUUGAGCACUCCUAAAUCUUUGAAAAGGAAAGCUUCACCUGAUCUUUCUUCUUAUUCAAAAAAGAGGAAACCAGACCGAACAGCUUCCCCUCCUCUGAAGACAGAUUGGAAACUCUUAGCAAUGAGAGCUCAAGUUGAGGAACAAGAUGAUGAUGAUUCAGAGCAUCUGGCAGCUUUGGAUGAUGUUGAAUCUCAAGCAUCAUCUGCAGUGAAUGCUGAGCUUGGAGAAAAUGGUACUUGUGAGAAUGAUGGUAUAACUUGUGAUAACAGGCAGGAUGACCAGCUCUCUUCAGAAAAGUCUGCAGUGGCAAAUGAUGAGGAAGUUAGUGAGGCAUCAGAUGAAGAAAUGACUGAUAUUACUGUGAAGGAAACAGAAACUGUGGAAGCGUCUUGCUUAUCAGCACCUUACUCUCCUUCACAGCUUCCUAAGGGAGCCAUGUCAGUCAUGGACUUUAGUAGGUAUUCAGAAAUGACAUGCCCUUCUCCUGCAGCCACUCAUCUUGUGCAAGACUCCACGAUUGAAGAACUUGACGAGAGUGAUAAUGCUGCUAACAAAUCAUUCACCCAAACAAUUGGCAAAGGCUUAAGGAUCCUCAAAGAAACCAUUUUAGGAACAGACAAUGUCCUGUCUUCAUACCGAGGAGAAAUUGCCAAAGAUACCAAAGAUGGGGUUCUCUCUAAAAAUAAAGAUCUAAAUGAUAUGAUAGAUUUUGAUUCCAAUACCUCAGAAAGCAAUGAUAGUGCAAGUGACCAAUUCGAUGUGAAUAACCACCAUGAAAUGAUGAGGGGUAUCAGUGAGACUCGUUCUCACAGCAGUGCUGAUGAAGGUGACAUGGAUCAAAAUACCCUUCCACGAGCAAGCACUACACAUAGCUCUACUGAUACAAGAAAGAAUUUCUCAUCUGAGUGUAGGAUAACAGAAUCUAAGGAAUCUCAUAUGAAUGAGAAUGAAGCUACUACCAAAGUGAAUGAUGACAAUAUUCCUGUGGCAAAACCAUUCAUGCGAGCACCUUCCUCAGAAGACGAGUUCUAUCAUCACGCCCCUUCUAAAUCCACAUUCAGCUCGUCAAUCUCUAAAGGUAAAUGGCCUAGUUUCUCUCUAAUAUCAACCAGCGCAGUGUCGACUCUUCCUGUAGCUUCUUUCCAGUAUUUCAAGUCCAUCAUUACCUCUGACAGUUCCACUGUUCCAAGUGAUGAUAAAAUGAAGCAGACUGCCAAUGGUGAACGGGAACCUUUAUCUCCCGUGGUAAAUAGGGAUGAAAGCAAUGGCAGCACUGAUGAGUUUUCCAAUUUGAAUGGUGUUGAAUGUUUGCCAGAAAGUAAGAAUACUGCUGAUGUUGAAGAUGCUGGUGAAGCUGAAGAUGCUGGUGAAGCUGAAGAUGGUGCUAAAGCUGAAGAUGCAGAUGGUGCUAAAGCUGAAGAUACAGAUGGUGCUAAAGCUGAAGAUGCUAAUGAGGCUAGAGACGAAGCUUUGGAUGUAGAUGAUGUUGAGAAUGUAGAAAAUAUGUCUGUCAACUCAAGGUCUUCAUGUGAAGAAGGAAAUAAAAAUGUUGAGACUGAGGAAAACCUUGCAUUAGUUUUUCAAGAUAAUUCAGCUGAUUUGUGUCCAGGUGAUCUGGGAGAUAACAAAGACUUGAACAAAGAUAAAACUCCUAAUGAGAAAGACGAAUCUUUGGAGACAUCCCUGGCUAACUCGGCUGCAGAGCAACCCUCAGUUGCCACACCUAAACGAUCUCAAAGAAUAGCAUCUAUCCACAGUGCUAAAAAUGUAAAUGUUGAACCUAGUCAGAAGCAUAGAGAGGACACUCCCAGCAGUGUAAGCAGUCGCAGAAGGCGUCGAUCAUGGAGCAGUGAAAGCGAUGUAUCUCUUCAGACCAGUCUUGAGAGCUCCAAUUCUGCAGCUGAAGCAUCACAGUCUCCAAGAAAGAAAAGGCAAUGCACUAGCAAAACUUUCGAUGCUCCUGCUUCUGAGAAGUCAAUUGUAGUUGAUCAACAAGCUGAAAAAUCAGCCCAGAAGCAGAGUUACUCAUCAUAUGGCGGUAGUCAACUCCAAGACCUGUCGCUACUGCGUGAUGAUAUAAGUGCAAAGUACGCCCGUGACCAUCAGCUUGUGGUGGUGGUGAUGAGGUCCAGCGUUGGUGGUAGCGGUGGCAGUUGUGCUCUCGUGCGUGAGCUGAGACAGCAAUUCCCUAAUGCCCCAUGCAUCAGUGCCCCUGCCAAGCCUGGCAAGAAGACAAGACGUGGAGCUCAUCGCGGCGACGGGCUGAAGCAGCUGGAGGCCUGCGUGACACAGCAGCAGACGCCAGUCAUCGUCGAGGCGGCGGUGAGGGCGCACGUGGCCCCGUACUUCCUCAUUGCUCACUCCGCCAACUACAUCUCGCUGGUGAUCCAUGAAGCUGCCUUCUCUGCGCCAGCUUUCCAGCCAGCGAAGGACAGCCUGCCAUUCUGCUACAGCUGGUUCCUGAGCCUCACAGACUCGGUCGAACUCAUGACCCUGUCGCGCCAGCUGCUCAAACGCCUGUUUGACGUCAGUGUCUUCAGGAAGGACAUCUUGCCUCGCUCUGGACACACAACUGUCAAGGAUUUCUUGGCGUCGUACGUUGCCAACAACACGGUGGGUGGUCCGCAGAUCCUGCACUGCACCGCUAAGGGCAGUUCAUCAUCCAGCGAUGUGCUCUACACGGCGCGUCGUGAGGUGCAGCGAGCGCUAGGCCUCGUGUCGACCCUCAACAUCGUGGGCUUCGUUGUCACGCCGCGCACCUUCGGCGCCUGCGUGAAGCUUAGCGACGAGCAGCUCUGUCUGUGGGAUAACGACGACGCCCCUGCGGUCCCUAAGGUCAUCAGAGAAAUGAUUGAACAACAGAAAAUUUUUAUUUUCCCUACCGAUGUUGCUGAUUCAUCCACAAAUCAUGACAAUGAUGUUUCUGAACACGAGGAAGAUGAUGCAGAAGAAUUCAGAGGGUUUGACGCCAAUAAGAAAACUCUCAAGCUGAUCCCUAGAGACGAGAAAUGCAUUGAUUCCUUGCCCAACUCAGCUAAAGGCUCUCGCGCUCACAUUACACUGGGCUGCAAUACUCGCAAAGUUCAUCCCAGAACUACAGGAUAUGACGUCAUUUUGGCUCGCCAGCUGGAGGUAGAGUCCCGUACAAGGGUGAGCUCUAAGGCUAGUGUUGAGCAGCCUAAUAGUUCUCUAGAUGACACAAUUGAACUAGCUGUAGACCACGGAAAAUCUUCCAAUGAUGUAUCUGGUGAAUUAGAAAGAGACGACAACAAAGCAGCUACUGAUAACGAAGGUGGCGAUGACCUGACCAUGAGUGACAUUGAAGCUGCAAUGAACGAGUCUGUAAACAAAGAAGACGAUAAGGACAAAAGUGAUUCAGUUGAGGAUUUGUUGCAGGACUGCGACUCUUCUGAUGUCGUCACUGACGAGAGUGUGACACGCUUCAACAUAGACGGUGCUAGGGUGUUUGGCUUUGGUCAAGGUGUCUGGGUCGUAUACCCUGAACAACAGAUUACUGUCGCUGCUAUGUUCGCUGGCUUCCACAACUCAGAAUGAAGAAAACAUCUCAACCAGAGCUAUGUGGCCGCUCUUGUCAUUAAUCUUGAGCCUUGAUGGAUGUAAAACUUAGUGACAAGCGCGUUUGUUCUCUAAGAUGCCUUAACACUUUUUCUAGACUUGAAAAUAUUCUUGAUACUCGUUAGUAAACUAUUAGAGAUGAAUUUUCUCGCCUGUUAGCUAGAGUGACGGAUUAAUGAAAUAAUACAUUCAUUAAAAACUAAUAUGACCUGGUGCCGUCGAAAUUGCUAGAAAAGGGCUCUUGGAGAUGAACUCGUUUGUCACUAUAAUGUAAAGAAGGCAUCAAUGUAUCUCCUGUACGUGAUUGCGUAGAUGUUACUUAGCCGUAUUAGGUUACUCUGCUUAAAUUAAAAGCCACUGUAAAUUGUGGGGAUUUCUUAAUCUGAACCAACAAUGAACUACCAUCGGUGUUGAGAGAUGGAAGGAAGAUUCCUUUUCUCUCUAAGUAAAGCUUUUUAUCUUUGUACGAGCAUUCUCUCAUUUAGUGUUGUAUCGCGCGUUUCUAUUAGGUCAAAUCGCACUCGAUAUCAACGUACUCAUAAUUUCCAUUGCUAGUUUGCUUCAAGUUUUUGUUGACGUACUUUUAAGUUUAGUAAUUACUCUAUCAAUUACUUAUAAACCGAAUUGGUCAUGUCCAUCUCUAAAUGUGAUACGUACAUGUCUAUCAAUUUUUUUUUCAUAUUUGAUAUAAUUCAAGGAUCAUGGCAAGAGGAAGUAUGGUACACGAGAUCCGUCACUGAGUUACCUUUUUUUAUCCAUGCCAUCCUAACUUUAUAAUUCUUAUGCGUUAGGAAUUUUUUUAUGAGAGCCAAAAGAAGACUUAUGAGUUCCAUAAUUUCAUUGAAUAAUUCUUUUAGGGUAUUUUUAGUAUGAGCUUUGUGAUAUUCUCUUAUGUCCCUGAUACUUCGGGUCAGUAUUAUUUUGUUUGCUUUAGUUACGAACUCGAACUAUUUGCUCCAUCAACACUCAGAGCAGAUAGUUAUCGGCUUGUAGCUUUGUUCCAAGGAAGGCUUCUCACCACUUCAUUUAACAUUCUCAUUGAUCAAACGAGCUGCAAGUGUUGCAGCUUGUAGGGGAUAUCUUGGACUUUUUUCCCCAUUAGGAUAUAGAACAAUGCUUAUAUUCGAGGCUUCUCUAUACCGAUGUAAGGGUUUUAAUUGACAACAUGAGGAAUUAUAUGAUCUGUCUCUGCG